Sclerotinia sclerotiorum 1980 UF-70 is the source of this 1380-nucleotide messenger RNA. RefSeq lists its product as hypothetical. The coding region runs from base 1 to 1380 and encodes 459 amino acids. The record is from RefSeq and is a predicted model, not a curated record. Gene Ontology annotation, molecular function: FAD binding. The transcript is spliced from 4 exons. Lineage: Eukaryota; Fungi; Ascomycota; Leotiomycetes; Helotiales; Sclerotiniaceae.
AUGAGUUCUCUCACACAACUCCCAGAACUAAAGGCAACGUUAUCUCCGACCAGCGAGAUCCUAACGGAUCCUAAGGAUGCCAAGUUUGUGGAACAUCUGAAGCGAUGGACAGAUAUUGAUCUGAAAGUUCCUGGCGCUAUAGUGCUGCCAAGCUCGGAAGGUGACUGUCAAAAGAUUGUGCAAUGGGCUUCCAAGUACUCGAUUCCUUUCGUUACCAAAAGCGGGGGUCAUAGUGAAUGGUCUACCAUUGGCGGCGACGGCAUCAUUAUUGAUUUAAGCCUGUACAAAGGAGUAGAAGUGGACACAAAUUCUAACACAGCGACUCUCAAAGGAAGCAUCCUCUCUAAAGAUGUAGCCGUAGCUCUUGCAGAUGCUGGAUUUUUCACUGCUCUUGGAAAUGGCAACACAGUGGGCGCCAUCCCUUAUUUUCUUGGCGGAGGAGCCUCGAUCACUUCUUCUAUCACAGGUUUCGGGUCGGACCAAAUUCUCUCGGCGCAUAUGAUAACCGCAAAGGGAGAACUACUUGAUGUGAACGAAAAAACACAUCCAGGUCUUCUCUACGCUAUACGUGGUGCCGGACAGUUUUUCGGCCUCGUCACGCAGCUUACCAUCAAGCUUCAUUCCUUAAAAGCCCUCGGAAACGAUAAAGGUGUUAUAUGGGCUGGUAGCUUCGUCUUUCCGCUGGCUCGUGCCCGAGAAGUGACUUCUGUUAUGAAGGAUUUAAUGAAUGAUAGUCGCUAUGCAACAGCUGGUCUCAUGAUGAUCAUGGCGCCACCGCCAGCACGAAACCCAUGUCUAGUUAUCGCGGCUCGCUACACCGGUAAUCCCGAUGACGCGCCAAAAGCGUAUAAAGUUCUACAUGACCUUAAACCAAUUGUUGGCACUGGUGCUGCGGUACCCAUUCAAAAUGCAAGUGAUGGACGCGAGGCACUUGGUGCUAAGGGAGGUUUCAAACGCUUUGGUGUUGUCGGUCUCCACCGAUUCGACGAAGAAGCUUUUCUCAAAACUAUUGAUAUAUGGACAGAGAUGAUUGCCGAGUGUCCAGAUGCAAUCAACACCGCGUUUAACUUCCAGUGGGACGCUAGACCCGUCAAGACGCCUGAUUUCGAAUCGGCCAUGUGUCUUCAUGACAUCCGCUACUGGCAGAAUAACUUAAUCUGGCACACCGAUGCUAAGAAUCGCGCCAAGGUUGACGAAUAUAAUGCCAGAUCUAUUACUGUUGUGCGCGGCGACGACGUGGCGAAUUUCGCGGACUUUCAGAACGGUACUAGGGUUGAUCCUAUUGAGCGGAGGUAUAGAGGGGAGGAGAGGCUUGCUCGUCUGAAGGCUUUGAAGAAGGAAUGGGAUCCUGCGGGUCUAUUUACAGCUCAAUUACUUUAG